Messenger RNA from Prunus armeniaca (apricot), 1203 nucleotides. The record is from the annotation of a GenBank genome assembly. Lineage: Eukaryota; Viridiplantae; Streptophyta; Magnoliopsida; Rosales; Rosaceae.
AUGGCUGCCUUAGAGCUCUUCUUCUCAUUCUUACUCUUGUUGAUCUUCUUCUUUAUCAUUCCAACACGGGCUUCCUGCCCUCCCUCAAGCUGCCCUCGCGGACCGACAGUCCGGUUCCCUUUCCGGCUUCAGAGUUUCCAACUCCGGCGUUGUGGGUAUGCAGGGUUUGACCUCUCAUGCAACAACCAGACCCUUCAAACCACACUCUCUCUCUCAAACUUUAGUGGCAAUGACUUCAUAGUCCAAACCAUAGAUUACGAUCACCAAACACUUACUGUCAACGACCCCGAUCACUGCCUCCCCAAACGCUUCCUAGACCGCAGCUUCGACAACCUCCUCCACACGACGCCGUUCCGCAUCCAUAGUUUCCAAAUGUACACGUUCCUCAACUGCUCGCCUCAGGCGACGUCGUUUCCAGCCACGGCCAGGAAUAUUUCCUGCCUCAGCGGUGAGAAUCACACGGUCUUUGCUAUGCCGUCGGGAGCUUACGAUAAUUGGCUUCAGUCUACCGCUACGUCACCGUCGCCGUCACCAUCGUCGUCAGGACUUUCGUGCGCGAUUUCGAGUGUUCGGGUUCCGGCAAGAGCUGCGAAUGAAUUGGGUGUAUUUGGAGCAGAAGAUGUUGCAUUGACUUGGUCAACGCCUGAUUGUAGAGUUUGCGAAACCAGUGGGAGAGAUUGUGGGUUAAACAGAGAUAGUCAGAUUGUCUGCUCUGAUCCGAAGGCUAAAAGAAAAGGUCUUCCAAGAAGUGCAAAAUACGGCGUAAUCAUAGGCGUGGUAAUACCCGGGAUCUUAUGCAUCCUUGGACUAGCAAGUAUUGUCUGCGGCAGAGUAAAUGCUUAUGCUCGCCGCAACCGGCCAAACAUGGACCUAUCUACCUCAGCUUCUCAGCAGCCCGCUAUCGUUGUAGUGGGCCUCGACGGUCCAACUAUCGAAUCGUACCCGAAAACUUUGCUAGGGGAGAGUCGGAGGUUGCCCAAGCCCAACGACACCACUUGCUCCAUAUGUUUGGGUGAGUACCAACCCAAGGAAGAACUGAGGACUAUACCAGAGUGCAACCAUUACUUCCAUGCUAGUUGUGUAGACGAGUGGCUCAAAAUGAACGCAACGUGCCCCGUUUGCAGGAAGUCACCGGAGGGCUCAGCUCUUGUAACCCCUUCGUCUUCAAUGUCUUCAUCUUCAACUUCUUUACCAUCGCCAUAG